AUGAACAACCACGUGAAGCGCCACCGUUCAUCAUUGGAACGUUUCAAAUGUGAAAACGAGAUUGAGCCCUAUUAUUGUAAAGACUGCGAUUUUAAAUCGGAACUAUCGAUUGUGUUCAAACGACACAUCGAUGAAUAUCACGGUUUUAAAAGAGAAUCUGGGGGUGAGGAUUUCCACAUACCAGUCUACGUUUGCGAAAAAUGCGACUUUGAAACGUAUUUGUCAUUAAUGUGGCUUCGGCACACUUCAACCUGCACCGGAAAGCAACUAAAUCAUCAGACAGACGAACCAAGUUGGUAUUACUGUUCAGAAUGUCCCUAUAAAAGUAACGUCAAAAGGAAUUUGAAAAUUCACGUAACAGAGCUCCAUUUAGAUAAACGGUACGCAUGUGACAAGUGUCCCUAUAAAAGUACGCGUAAAGAAUGUCUAAAAAAGCACGUAAAUCGUAUCCAUUUAGACGAUGAAGACGCCGAAUGGUACAAAUGUGACCAAUGCCCGUUUAAAACCAGAGCACGAUGUAAUUUGAAAAACCACAUAAAUGGGUUACACUUGGACGACAAAGAGGUUAGGUGGUACGAAUGCAAACAGUGUCCGUUCAAAAGCAAGUACGAAAAAUCGGUGCGGGCACACAUAACCGCGAAACAUCUAGACGAAGAAAAAGUUAAGUGGUAUCAGUGUGAACAUUGUCCAUUUAAAAGUAAGUGGUUGUUGAAUUUAAAAAAGCACGUAAUUUCGCUGCAUUUGGACGAUAACGAAGUUAAGUGGUACGAGUGUACAGAGUGUUCUUUCAAAGCUAAAUUUCCUGAAAAUCUACGGAAACAUAUACAUUGUGCGCAUUCACAAACGACGAAACUGUUUGAAUGUGCGCAUUGUUCGUAUAAAAGUAAAACGAAAAAGAAUUUUAACAGGCAUGUGAAUGUUCACUUGGAGGUUAAAUCGUUCGAGUGUGAAUAUUGUCCAUAUAAGGGUAAACGCAGCGAGGAUUUAAAGUUUCAUAUGAAUUCCAAACAUUUGGAUGGAGAGGAUGUUAAGUGGUACAAGUGCGAACACUGUCCUUACAAAGCGAAAAAUAAAACAUCGUUUUAUCUACAUAGAAAAAAACAUGUAUAA
Messenger RNA from Zophobas morio, 1110 nucleotides. RefSeq names its product zinc finger Y-chromosomal protein-like. The transcript has a single exon. Gene Ontology annotation, molecular function: DNA-binding transcription factor activity, RNA polymerase II-specific; RNA polymerase II transcription regulatory region sequence-specific DNA binding. The record is from RefSeq and is a predicted model, not a curated record. The coding region runs from base 1 to 1110 and encodes 369 amino acids. Lineage: Eukaryota; Metazoa; Arthropoda; Insecta; Coleoptera; Tenebrionidae. Gene Ontology annotation, biological process: regulation of transcription by RNA polymerase II.